GUGUUGGAUGCAAACAUCAUCUCUAAUAAGGCAAAGGCACGAUUGAAAGUUAUAGCGAAAAAAUGUUGAUGUCCGUCCACCCGGCGCGCGCCCUUUGAAUAGUGCUCCUAUAAGGAGCCAGUGCUCGAAGCAGGUCCGCACAAAGCCACGGCUUUUCUUCAUGCACGCUGCUCUCCUUCUGCUUUCACGACUUGAGGCCGUGUGUCGCGUUGCAGGGUUUUCGCACGUCCUGUUCCCACAACUGUGUUGUCAGACGGAUCCUCGCAAGUAUAGCCUGGUCAGAGAGCGAGCGCCGCGUCUGUUUGAAACAAGAGCGGAUCGAAUACAUAUACAAUGCAAUCUGUAAUAAACUAAUGAAAAUCAAUUAUCUCUUGUUGUAAGUGGCGGCAUUAACAAAAACUAGCGCAUUGCAGGUUAUUGUUACUAGCCUCGCGACGCAGGAGUGCGUUCCCUCCGCCCGUGCGGGAGGACAAGGACGAGGUAAGUCCGGCGCAGCCGGUGGAAAGGGUGUCGAAAACGGCAUGGGCGCGGCGUCGGGAGCAGAUGCACAUGCAGCUGGAAAAGGGGGUCCCGGACAGGGCAAAGGCAAGGGAGAGGGACGCGACGAUCCGGGCAACGAUGGCAUCGGCCGCGGGGGCAAGGGAAGCACUAUCGAUCCGAGCUUGUCGUGGUCUGUUCCUGUGGAUGAAGCACAAGCAGAAUUUCUGAAAAAGAUUCUGGCGUCAACCGAGCACACCCACAAGAUGGGGUGUAUUUUGUCCGCCACACAGCGGAAUGUGGUCCUGCUGGCGCAGGACAAGUGGUGGGACCUGUACUCGUUGGACAAGUGGAAGGUGUCUGGCCAGUCGAUCAAGGAGUUGUGCCAGACGCAGCCGCAGGUGCCGAUGGAGACCAACGGUUUGCGCGAGUUUCUGUUAAACCCGAUGCGCCCAGGGGCCGCGACGUGGCAGGGAGUGCCCUUUUAUUGCAGCCUCACGGGACGCACCUUGUACUACCGCAAGCCCGUCCACGAGUAUCCUAUGAACCUGUUCGGCGAGGGGUCCGUGGAGCAGUGGGACUUGGGAACCGAACAUGACGGGGUGUCUCUGGACUACGCGAACCAGAAUGUGCUCGUCCCGAGGAACUCCCGCCGUGCGAGGGACGUGGCCGCCGUGUCCGGCGGUGCGCGGAUCCAGGUGAGGAUCUCGGUGUUGACUGCCAUGGAUCCCGAGGGCAAGCAUCCCCUGACGUAUUUGCUCGAACCGAAUCUGGACUCGGUACGACCGAACGACCUGAAAGCGGACUCUUUCGACAAGCGACGCUACUUCGAGCGAAAGACUCGUUUCGAACAACUUAUUAGGUAAUAUGCUCCGAGGAAGUGAAAUUGGACAAGUUUCAAUUGCACGAAAAACUUAAGCGGUGACAAUUUUCCGCUGUACGAAAAAAUAUCGACCUUCGCGGCAGGAUCUACCCAAACUGCUGCGCGAAUCUCGGUCACAGUUUUCACUAUUUUCCUGGUACUCGUAACGACAGGACAGAGAAGGUUCAACUCCGCUAUCAAAACCGUCGAUAUUUGGGUGUAUCUUUACGAUGUCUGCGUGCAGGUUUCUGCAUCUCGCAGACCGGCACUGUACCUUCCGACUCACUGGUACUGGUGUUGUUGGUAGAAACGAUCAGAGUUUUUCUCGAGACAUCUAAUGAAUACUUCUAUGACUUAAAGGUACGACUAUGAUAUGGAAAACGAUUGAAAGAGCAGCUUCAGUAAUGUGAAUCCAAUGUAGUUACACGCUAGACCAACAGGUGGAGGGGAAGUUUCUAGAGCGACCAAUUUGUUCUAGUGACGACGUCACGGUUCUUGGCCACCUUCUAUGUGGAGAUUUUUCUGGUGGCGACCGGAAAACCAGGAUGGAGCAGGCGACGCUAUUUGUAGAAGUACGCGAGAACCUGAAGCAAUAGAUCCAACUAUGUGUGGCUCUUUAUGUAAAGUUUUGGCGACAAUGUACGUUUGUACACCCUAUACGCCCUUGUAGGGAAGGGAGCCCAUGUGCUCGGAGCACAAAAGUGCUUGGUCUGUCUUUAGGGCCCAGCAGAUGCCAGGACCGACUGGCAACGCGCUCAGAGUGAGACAAUGUAUCCGCCUCAGCUACGCGAGGCCUGUGGAGCAUCUGGCCUAGUUCGGUCCGUGGAACGCUCGUCGCAGCAGGUCUAGCUCGCAGCUAGACCAUCGCGCGCCGCCUUCAGCGUCUAAAAACAUUGCCCACGCCCCUGUAGCCUCCCCUGUGGCAUGCCCGUCGCAUCCGAUCGGUUGCGUGUGCAGCCCCGGAGCAUACGACAACGGGACGCCAAUACAGGGCCACGCAGCGAGCGCGCAAAGAUGUGCAAGACACGAAGGCCCGCGACUGCCAUGCGCCUCCCUGCCACCUAGCAAGCACCAGAAAGCCAUGGGCCCGCGUCCGGAGGAUUGGGCUGCGCCCCACAUUGCUCUUACUUACGCGCGUGGACGCAUGCACUGCCCUCGCAGGGUUGGGCCCUGCGCCUUUCCCGUGCGUCCGACCGCGUCUGCCCUCCGGGUUGCUGCCGUAGAGGCUGCCCUGGCAUCGGGGGGCCUGCUCGUAGUAGAUUCCCCCCCUCCUCUCUCUGUCUGUGGAGAGAUGGAGCAGUAGCAUCCGCUAGAAUGCAGGAUGCACGAUGAACGCGGCACAAGGCUCGUAGCCCGCCGCCGACAUUGAAAGAUCGUGGCAAAAUCAAUCAACACGACGCUCGUAGCGAGGACGCAUUGAUGCGGCCAUCAGGAGCAUGGAUAUAGAGCUCGCCGGUGCGCUCUAAGUCGCCCCCCCCAGCAAAGGGCGGCCCAGGCACCUCCAGGAUCCUUGUUCACCUCUUGCGACGUUCGUCCACAUUACGAACGCAGAGGGUUCCUUCACGCCCUUGCUCGCCCGUACUACGUUGGGUGGAUCACUUUCCGGGAGACAGGAUCAAAUUUAGAGCACCACAAACCUCUCGCAGAGCCGCGUGGAACGUGUAUGUAUGUUUGUACACCCUAUACAAACUUCAGGUACGUCAUAGAGCUGAUUCCCCCUAUCGGCAUUCAGAUUCUUGAACUUCAACUUCUUACAGCAAGAUAUACUCCCCGGGUCCUGAAGUGGAUUUCUUGCAGAGCAAGACCCUCACGCGUUUAAAACGCGGUGUUGAGGUUCGCUGAUAUUCCCGCCCCUGGAGGGAAGGGAAGUCUCUGUAUCUUGUUCUUCGUUUCUGCAUCUUGCAGGAGCCUAACCUGCCUGACUGCCCUACAGGUACUACGGUGACAGAACGACAAAGAUUCAGAAGUAUCAGCAAUGUUGAACACGGAAGCCCUUGGUCCUGAGUCCACGAACAUCUUCUGCCGUAAGCAGAUAAGUGCAUGAAUGGGA
Molecule: messenger RNA, 3389 nt
Organism: Amoebophrya sp. A120
Lineage: Eukaryota; Dinophyceae; Syndiniales; Amoebophryaceae
Source: the annotation of a GenBank genome assembly